AUGGCAGGGUCUUCGCGGGCCCAGCAAUCGGCACCCGCCACUGGUGGAAUACGACACAUGCGUUGGACAAUCUCGAUGAAUAGCAACGCAUUGCGGGUGUAUUAUAGGGCGAAAGGGGGAGAAAUUGGAGGUUUUGCGUACCGGGCAAGGAUGCAUCGACUUUUUGCUGAACUGGAGCCAUCUGUAACCAUCACCGAGCAAAACCUUGCAGACCGACUUCGGUAUAUCUUGCGCUCAAAUAUAUUUGAUGGCGCCGAACUCGAACGCCUACGACGUGAGGAUGUUCACUCAUCAAAUGAAAAUGCUACGGCUGAGGAUGCAGUGCCACAAGUUGCAGAACAACCCGCACACGUGGAUACCGCCGUGAAUACCCCAGUGGUGGCUGAUUCAAAUGAUGAUGGAACAUUCGCCCAGGAACUAGAAAUAGAGCAAAUGAGGAGUACAUUGGAAGAGACGAUUGUGGAAGCGCGCAGUAUGCCUCGAAAGGAUCCCGGCAAGCUAAAUCGGGCUGUCAUGAGGGCUCUGAACCCAAUGCUGGUGACCUAUUCGGAAGCCAGCCGGGACCUUUGCGAUACGGACUCAAUUCCUUAUGGCGCCGCGCUGGUAGUCUGUCGUAUUAUAGGCGCCAAGGUUUCCACGGCUGGACGCGCUACUGGUUAA
This is a messenger RNA of Parnassius apollo (apollo), 660 nucleotides long. The record is from the annotation of a GenBank genome assembly. Lineage: Eukaryota; Metazoa; Arthropoda; Insecta; Lepidoptera; Papilionidae.